Molecule: messenger RNA, 1242 nt
Organism: Cyphomyrmex costatus
Lineage: Eukaryota; Metazoa; Arthropoda; Insecta; Hymenoptera; Formicidae
Exons: 2
Coding region: 7-1242 (411 amino acids)
Source: RefSeq, a predicted model, not a curated record
GCGAUUAUGUUAAAAAAAAAAAGAAAACAUAAAAGAUGGAAAAAUAGGCGUUGGUGGGUUCGUCCUAUCAACUUACAAAGAGAUAAUUUUGAUGAUUUUACAGUUCUAGUUAAAGAACUUAAAAAGGACAAUGAUCUUUUUUUCCGCUAUACUAGAAUGUCAUUAGCAGUGUACAAUAAUCUUUUGAAAAAGAUAUCGCCAUUAUUAAUGAAAACUAGUUUAAGGAAGCCACUAAUACCAGAGCAGCGUUUGUUAAUAACAUUAAGGUACCUAGCUGGGGGAGAAUCCAUAUUAUCUAUUGCUUUAAAUUACCGUGUAGGUGAAUCAACUGUUCGUGCUGUAAUUAUUGAAACUUGCUCAGUUAUUAUUGAUGUAUUAUCAUCUGUUUAUCUGAAACAACCUGACGAAAAAGAUUGGCUCCAUAUUUCCAAAGGAUUCAGUGAUAUUUGGAACAUGCCUAAUUGCGUAGGAGCAAUUGACGGGAAGCAUAUCUUAAUUGAAGCACCUCCUAAUUCCGGAUCUCAGUAUUAUAACUAUAAAAAGACAUUCAGCAUUGUUCUCUUGGCUGCAUGUGACCAUGAAUAUAAAUUUACACUGGUAGAUAUUGGAGCUUAUGGAAGUGAAAGUGAUGGUGGAAUUUUCAGUAGAUCAGAAAUAGGUCAAGGCAUAAAACAUAAUACCUUGCAUUUACCACCAGUUCAUGCUUUUCUUCCUGGCACUAAUAUGAAAACAGCAUAUUAUUUUGUAGGCGAUAAUGCUUUUGAAUUAUCUCGUCAUUUAAUGAAGCCUUAUCCUCAAAAAAACCUUAUUAGAGAAAAAAAGAUAUACAAUUACAGAUUGUCGCGUGCUAGAAGCAUGAUAGAACGUGCAUUUGGAAUUUUGGUUCAACGAUGGAGGAUACUUUCAAAACGUAUAAGGAUGAAUAUUGAUAAAGUUGAAAAAAUAGUUGCAGCUUGUAUAUGUCUCCACAAUUUUAUAAUAUGUAUGGAAUCCAAACUAUCAUCAGCACACACAAACAAGAGGUACUUAUCAAACCAGUAUUUUGGAGAUAAUGAAGAAAAUAUGGAAGAUCGAGCUGCAUACAAUCAUAUGUUGCCUCUAGCACCUACUGUUGCUCAUCGAGCUACAAUUGAAGCUAAUCGACAACGUGAUGACUUACUUACUUGGAUGAAUAGCCCACACGGUGAAGUAUCGUGGCAAUACGAUUAUAUUUUUAGGGGAACGUAUAGAGACAAUCAUUAA